AAAAACAUUUAACAUUUUGAGAACCAUUUUUUUUCCAUAGCAUUUUAAGAGCCCUUGGUGUAAGACAAAAUGGUGAUAUUAUCAACAAUGAAGAUAGGUGAAGAGACCACCACAUAUGCAAAGAAGGAGAUAGAAGAGUCAUCACAAGAGUUAAAUUCACAAAAAUUUGUUGCAAUUGUUGGUUAUCAAGUGAAAUCAACUCCUGUCUCAAGACACCAAUGGCAGUUUGCUUGUCCAUCCAGCUCUUGCUCUAUACCACAAGGAGCAAAUGAGAUUCAUUGGGCCAGGAAACAUGGCCACUGCUUCAAGACCAAGAAAUGCAGCCACAAAAACAUGGCUGCUAAUGCUGGUCCUUUACCAUCAAGAUCUACAACUUCUGAUAUUCCCAGUAGUUCAAGAUUAAAACGAACGAUGCCUGAGAUGCCAGCGCCGAGUCCAUACAAAUCAAAACAAAGGACAUCAGAAAUGUCCGAGGACCUUGAUGAAACGGCGCAACAAGAGCAAAAUGGUAAGGAAGAUGAGAAUAUUGAUGGAAAAGAAGAGGCAGUUGGAAAUGGUGACGAAGAGCCAAAUGAAGUGCUGAAUCGUGCUCCAUUAAACUUCACAGAGCUACAAGUUCACAAUGGCAAAGGUAGGUGGAACAUGGAUCUAGAUCUCAGUGUUGAACUAGGAAAAGGUAAAAUGGAGCAAGAGCUCCACUUUAACACUAGAAACCAACCUCAGAUAGGGGAAGGCAACUCUUCACACCUAUCACCACCUUGUAAGCCAUUUCACAAAAUGUUGAAAAGGAAAAUUGAAAGCAUAGGUUGUGAGGCUAAUGCAGAGGAAACCGAUUCUGUUCUCCCACCGAAUGUGGAGAUCGGUGUCAUUGACUCUGCGCCAGUUAAGGAGCUGGAUCUUCCUAUGCUUGCUGAUGGCUCUGCUGCAGUUGUCAAUAAUCAAUGUCGCAUUUUCAAUAGAAAUGAACGACAUUGAUUUCUCUAUGGAGCUAAUUAUGUUUUUGAUGAUAAGAAUCAAUUGAUUGACCACAUCGAGACAGGUGAAAGCUUGGAUGAUCCAUAUAACUUUCUUUGUGGGAACAAUGGGAAGAAGCCCAACAAUGACCCUCCUUAAUAUUUUCUUGUAGAAAAACUCAAAUGAAUUAUGGAUGGAUUG
Rubroshorea leprosula is the source of this 1155-nucleotide messenger RNA. The record is from the annotation of a GenBank genome assembly. NCBI's taxonomy places the organism in Eukaryota, Viridiplantae, Streptophyta, Magnoliopsida, Malvales, Dipterocarpaceae.